Messenger RNA from Oryzias melastigma (Indian medaka), 3133 nucleotides. It is a transcript of the gene smarcd2, whose product is annotated as SWI/SNF related, matrix associated, actin dependent regulator of chromatin, subfamily d, member 2. The transcript is spliced from 13 exons. Gene Ontology annotation, biological process: regulation of transcription by RNA polymerase II. The record is from RefSeq and is a predicted model, not a curated record. Gene Ontology annotation, cellular component: nucleus; SWI/SNF complex. The coding region runs from base 461 to 1957 and encodes 498 amino acids. Lineage: Eukaryota; Metazoa; Chordata; Actinopteri; Beloniformes; Adrianichthyidae.
CAGACUGCAAGUGAAGGCAUCACUUAGUAUUGCAUGUAGGAGUGUACGACAGAACAGAAUCGCCUUCUUUUACGUUUUUGCUUUGAGUUUUUGGCACGUUAGGGGGUUUAUUCAUAUCUUAGGCGAGUCUCCCAGUGAAAAUGCGAAGGGGCAGUUAGUUUGACAUGUUAAGGAACGCAGGCAGGGGCGGGGGCGGCGAACAACAGUCACCGCUCCGCGUUGAGAAAACCAGCAGUUAGAAUCCCGGAACUUGGGCUGUUAAAAACCCGGGCUAAUGUUAGCUAGCUCUGUGUUGACAGCGUGCUUCCUGUCACUCUAGCUAGACUUUAACCGAAGCAACUACAGUUAUUUUCAACCUGUUUAAAAUAGUAUUUAUUUAGUUUUGGAUUUUCCGUCGCUUAUUAGUGGGCUGUAAAUCGUUCGGAGUUUUCGCGGCACUUUCAACCACUUGUAGCUCCCGAUGAUGGCAUCGAAAGGGGGGUUCACGGGUCCUCCGAUGAAUCCGAACAUGAACCCCAUGAAUGUUGGACACCCCGCGGGGAUGAGAAUGCCCGGAAUGCUGCAGCCACCGACGGGUUAUCCCCGAAGUAUUCCCCAGUUUGCCCAGCGUCCUGGAAUGCCACCCGGCCGAAUGGGGGGUCCUAUGGGGGUAAUGGGGGGUCAGAUGCCCGGUCCCUCUUACGGUGGCGGUAGCAUUCCCAUGCGGCCAGGUAUGGGCCCCCCCAGCAUGGACGCGUCGAGAAAGCGUUUUCUCCAUCAGCAGCAGCAGCAAGAGGCGCUGGGAAGCCUCAGACGAGGACCCAAAAGACGCAAAAUGGCCGACAAGGUUUUGCCACAGAGGAUCCGAGACCUGGUCCCCGAGUCCCAGGCUUACAUGGACCUCCUGGCUUUUGAAAGGAAACUGGAUCAAACCAUCGCUCGGAAGCGAAUGGAGAUCCAGGAGGCCAUCAAGAAGCCCAUUAUGCAAAAGCGCAAGCUGAGGAUCUACAUUUCCAACACUUUCACUCCAAGCAAGCCCGAGGGCGAGGAGUCGGAGAAGGUCUCCUCCUGGGAGCUGAGAGUGGAAGGCAAACUCCUGGAGGAAGCCGGCAAGCAGAAGAGGAAGUUCUCAUCUUUCUUCAAAAGCCUGGUGAUCGAGCUCGACAAGGAGCUCUACGGGCCCGACAAUCAUUUAGUGGAGUGGCACAGGAUGCCCACCACUCAGGAGACCGAUGGUUUCCAGGUCAAAAGACCCGGCGACGUGAACGUUAAAUGCACUCUUCUGCUCAUGCUCGACCAUCAGCCCCCCCAGUACAAGCUGGACCCCCGUCUGGCUCGUCUGCUGGGCGUGCACACCCAGACUCGGGCCAGCAUCAUGCAGGCCCUGUGGCUUUACAUCAAGAACAACAAGCUGCAGGACAGCCACGAGAAGGAGUUCAUCAACUGCAACCGCUAUUUCCGACAGAUCUUCAACUGCCCACGCAUGAGGUUCUCCGAGAUUCCCAUGAAGCUGGCGGGGCUGCUGCAGCACCCCGACCCCAUCGUCAUCAAUCACAUCAUCAGCGUGGACCCCACAGACCAGAAGAAAACCGCCUGCUACGACAUCGACGUGGAGGUGGACGACCCUCUGAAGACCCAGAUGAACAGCUUCCUGUCCUCCGCCAACAGCCAGCAGGAAAUCGCCGCUCUGGAAAUGAAGAUUCAUGAAACAAUUGAGUACAUCAACCAACUCAAGACAGAGAGAGACUUCAUGCUGAGCUUCAGCAACAGUCCUCAGGAGUUCAUCCAGGACUGGCUCAAGUCUCAGUGCAGAGAUCUGAAGUUGAUGACUGAUGUGACCGGAAACCCAGAAGAGGAGAGGAGGGCGGAGUUUUACGAGGCGCCCUGGAUGCCAGAGGCAGUGGGCAGAUACGUCUACUCCAAAGUGCAGCAGCGAAGACAAGAGCUGGAGCAGGUGUUGGGAAUCCGACUCACCUGAAGACGCGGUCGUGAUCUCAGGUUUAUUUAUCACGAGAAACGGACGUCCUGCAUUCAGAGGGAUUAUUAUCACCAGUCGGCCUUAAAAUAUUGGUUAGAAAAACCUCCUUAUGUCUUAAAGUGGACAUAGAUUUUAAGAGCCAUGAUUCUAAAGUUCCUAUUUUUUUUGGCUGAUCCAUAUACAUGUUAUUGAGUCUUACACUGUCUACCCCAACUUUAAAAUGUCUUUAAAUUGUGCAAUGAUCACUUAUUAAAGCAUUUCUGAGCUUCCUUUGAAUCUGCUGCCGUUUUGCAGACGAUUUCUCCGUCGGUGCAGGUAAUAUAAAACCGCUUUACUCCAAUUUCAGCCUCUUUGAUCUUGUCGCCUUUGGAGAGUUGUGUGUUGUCAGGGGAAAAGUAUGAAAUAAAAUCAACCCUGGUAGCACUUUUCCCGCUUUUUCUGUCUCCCUUUUGUUUGUUUAAACAGACCUUUCCCGCCUCCGUUCGUCGUCAUACUGAGCCUGUUGAAAUAAUAUCUGCCUUAUAAUGCAAAUUUGUAUUUUUUUUAUGGUACACAAAAUGUUUAAGCACUGGUUCUUGCCAUCCUGUUGUUCUUCAGGUGAUUGUUUUCUGUACUUUUUAAAAGCCAUAAUUGUUCAAUGUACCUGAUGGGGAUAAAUAGCCAUACACUUGCUUCAAAUAUGUGUCUUAUUUAAAAAGAAAAAAAUCCUUAAAAAUAUUUUUAUGCAAUAUUUUAUGUUUUUUAUGUCAUUUUGGGGCUGGGUUUACUAUUAAAAUCAUUUUUUUGUGUCAAAGACCAAGAUUGUCCAAGAAAACAUCACAUAUAUAUUUUAAAAUGGACAGCAACUCUUUUUUUCUGGAAGUUUACAUUCUCUUUUCAUUGAGUGUUGGUGUGAAUUAUUGUUUAAAUUACAAAUUCAUAAACUUGUGUCCAGUUUUGUGAGUUAAAGAAGUUAAAGAAUCCUCAAACCUUUGGUAAUAAAAUAGGAAUUCAGCUUUUUGUGGUGGUUAUCAAACAAAUUCUCUGUAGAAACUCUUCAAACAUUCCAUGUUCAAAUGCCAAAUGUGCUUUGUGAAAAUGACAUGAUCUUUUUGUUUGUACAGCUUCUGUUUGCAUGUUUUUCAGUCAAAAGUCUUUUAUACAUUUUUUUUUUUACAAUAAAUCUACUUACAAAUG